AUGACGGUGUACCGCUGGUUAAAUGUCUCCGCCUACGACAGCAUGAUAGGCACAACGACACCGCAUCCAAACACCACGUCCUCAGUAUUCCCGCCGGUGACACUCCAGCCGAGUAACUCUACCAGCGACGAGGCGUACAUCGGGUUCAUAGCGGCUACCGUCGCCUGUGUGUUCUUCGGAACCAACCUUGUACCUGUCAAGAGAGUAGAGACGGGUGAUGGUAUGUUUUUCCAGUGGGUGUUCUGCUCGGCAGUCUGGUGUGUAGGUUUGGUGGUGAACGUUAUUCAGGGUUACCCCAAGUUUUACCCCAUCUCUAUGUUGGGAGGAUUUCUAUGGUGUACAGGUAAUGCAGUCACGGUGCCAAUACUGAAGACAAUCGGACUGGGGAUGGGCAUGUUGUUCUGGGCUUCUGCCAAUCUCCUGACGGGCUGGUUCAGCGGGAGGUUCGGCUGGUUCGGACUUAAACCCCAGGACAGGUUCACCAGGCCGGCGCUGGACUAUAUCGGGGUGGCAUUAGGUUUCCUCAGGGGUACCCUCAUGGCGUUAUUUGCUGGCUGUAUGUACGGUCUGAAUUUUGCACCGGUUCUUUACGCCCAGCAGCACUACAACGGAGCCACUGACGACGGACUUGACUACGUUUUUGCCCACUAUAGCGGUAUUUACGCCACAUCUACUCUGUAUUUCAUCCUGUACGCUGUCUACAUGAAGAACAGACCCAAAGUGUUCCCUAGAGCCAUUCUCCCCACACUUCUAUCUGGAGCCAUGUGGGGCAUCGCAGAGUCAGCCUGGUUUGUGGCCAACCAGAGGCUGCAAGAGAGCGUCAGCUUCCCAAUAAUCACAACGGGCCCAAGCCUUAUAGUGGCGUUAUGGAGUGUUUUAUACUUCCGAGAAAUUAAGGGCACACGGAAUCUACUAAUACUAGCGGUGGCAAUGGUUGUGACAAUCACCGGAGCUGUUCUAACUGGACUAUCUUACUAACACAUAUAACAAAGAGCAAUAUCAGUUUUACAUACAGGUCCUGUCAGUAUUACAAUUUCCCCAAUGGUUAAGUAGUAUUAAAGAUAUGAAGAGACAAGCCAAGCAAUAUAAACAAGAAAAAUUAAAAAAAUACUACGUACACAACUACAGGCUCAUACAAAUACGAGUACUUAAUUGAGUCAGUUAAAUUUCUACUGAUAUAUGACGGCAAGAACUGGUUAGUCCGGGACCAAG
Branchiostoma belcheri (Belcher's lancelet) is the source of this 1212-nucleotide messenger RNA. Its product is annotated as transmembrane protein 144-like. Bases 1 to 978 code for a protein of 325 amino acids. Lineage: Eukaryota; Metazoa; Chordata; Leptocardii; Amphioxiformes; Branchiostomatidae. The record is from RefSeq and is a predicted model, not a curated record. Gene Ontology annotation, cellular component: membrane. Gene Ontology annotation, biological process: carbohydrate transmembrane transport. Gene Ontology annotation, molecular function: carbohydrate transmembrane transporter activity. The transcript has 8 exons.